This is a messenger RNA of Polyodon spathula (Mississippi paddlefish), 4969 nucleotides long. RefSeq names its product probable ribonuclease ZC3H12C. The transcript is spliced from 7 exons. Gene Ontology annotation, molecular function: metal ion binding; RNA endonuclease activity; mRNA binding. The record is from RefSeq and is a predicted model, not a curated record. Bases 563 to 3184 code for a protein of 873 amino acids. Gene Ontology annotation, cellular component: nucleus; cytoplasmic ribonucleoprotein granule. NCBI's taxonomy places the organism in Eukaryota, Metazoa, Chordata, Actinopteri, Acipenseriformes, Polyodontidae.
CCAGUGUUUGUUGUGUUGAGUUAUAACUUUAUUACGUGCAUAAAUUAUUGUAAUUUGUUUAACUAUUAUUGUUUAUUAGCGUAUUAAAUGUGAUAACAGUAAUACACAGUGCCGUGGUAACGUAGAGUCUGUGAUUUUUGACUAAACAACACUGGGGCUGGGAGCAAGCGAGUAAACAGUUAAGUUUUGUAUAAUAAAGUAAUAUAGUGCCAUGCGUCUCGUCAUGAGUGACGUUGCUUCUGACAGCUGUAGUGUUCUACGUUCCAAAGGUAAUGGGGUGUUAUUACUUGAAUCUCAUGAAGGCCCGGGCUUGUGUUCUCGUCCAGGAGCUCAAGUUUGUUAAGUGACCCAGCAUAAACCCUACACCAAGGCCAACGGGAGCUACAACUAACAAACUACGUAUUUUCACACAUCAUCAAAUCAGAGCGAUCAAAUUACGUUUACACUGCCCUAUUGUUGUCAGAGCUCUCGCUGUACAUCCCGCCUAAAGGAUUACAGGACACUUUACUUCCAAGAAUACCCAAAUAUUAAAAGUGCGGACCCAGGUGUAUGCGACAACUUCAUGGGCUUGAAAGGUCACCCAGAUGGUGGAAUAGAUGCCAUCCUGGACCUGGAUUACCUACAUGUGGAGAGCACAGACCAACAGCUCAGGACAACCUCCCUGUGGUCUAGGAUAGAGAAGCCCACGAUGGACAAAGUAAACUCCAGGAAGGAGGAUGGCUCGGCAAGCUCCACGGAGGACACCACCUGCAACAGCUCCUUCGGAGAUUCAGAGGAGAGUGCUAAUUCUGACAGCGAAUCUGAACACCUCAACAGCAGCACAGCAACGGACUCUAGCCCCUUUACAAAAACCCACCGGCAGUUGUGCCGGUCACCAUGCAUGGAGCCACCUGUGGUUAUGAGGACUGAGAUCCCACAGGAUUUAAAGCCAGAGGAAAGCCACGGGACAGCCAAAGAAGACAAGAAACCACCAGAUAUAGUCAGGGAGUACCAGACCAAAAUGGAAUUUGCCCUCAAGCUAGGGUAUUCAGAGGAGCAGGUCCAGCUCGUUCUGAGCAAGCUGGGCCCAGAGGCGCUGAUCAAUGACAUCCUGGGGGAGCUGGUGAAGUUGGGGAGCAUGUCUGAGGCUGACCAGGCCUUGUCUGGUGGUAGCGGUGGGGGCUGUGGCUCCUCAUCCUCGUCCACUUCGUCUUGUAUCUCAUCCUCUUCCUCCACAGAGUCACACCGUCCCGACUCGCCUUCUCAAGAAGAGCUGUCUGACAACACAGACAAUCUGAGGCCCAUAGUCCUCGAUGGCAGUAAUGUGGCCAUGAGCCAUGGCAACAAGGAAGUGUUUUCCUGUCACGGAAUUAAACUGGCAGUGGACUGGUUUUUGGACCGUGGCCAUAAAGACAUUACAGUGUUUGUCCCUGCCUGGAGAAAAGAACAGUCGAGACCAGAUGCCCUUAUAACAGACCAAGAAAUCUUGCGGAAACUGGAAAGGGAGAAGAUACUGGUGUUCACCCCUUCACGACGUGUGCAGGGGCGCAGGGUGGUCUGUUACGAUGACCGGUUCAUAGUCAAGCUCGCCUAUGAGUCGGACGGCAUCAUUGUAUCCAAUGACAACUACAGGGAUCUGGCCAAUGAGAAGCCUGAAUGGAAGAAAUUUAUUGAUGAACGAUUGCUCAUGUAUUCCUUUGUCAAUGACAAAUUCAUGCCACCUGAUGAUCCACUGGGUCGCCACGGCCCAAGCUUGGAUAACUUCCUGAGAAAAAGACCCAUCAUACCAGAACACAAAAAACAACCCUGCCCAUAUGGUAAAAAGUGCACUUAUGGGCAUAAGUGUAAAUUUUAUCACCCAGAGAGAGGUACUCAGCCCCAGCGCUCUGUAGCGGAUGAGCUUCGUGCCAUAGCUAAAAACACAGCGGUCAAAGGAAUGAAUGAAGGUGGGCUGGUCAAGAGUCACAGCAUGCCAUCAAGCUCCAAUUCUGACAGCUGCUCUGACAUCAAGCGCACAGCACCAAAGAGACAGUCAGACCCCAGUAUCAGGACUCCAGCAUACCACGAGCUGGAAGAGAAGCUGAUCUCCAAAAUCAAAGCUGAGACACGCUCUGUUCCCUCGCCGGUUAUCAAAAGCAGUUCCCCUCUUCCUCAUUCUCAGAAACCUCAGCCCUCUGCCCCAACAAGCAGCGCCCUUCACCCCUCUCAAAGAGCACCUAUGAUUGUGACCAAAAACCACGGGACACCCAUGGCAUACAACGAGCUGUACCCCAAAUGCAACUCUCCAGUUGACAUGAACUAUUACUCCAUGAUUAAUGCAUACUCCAACCUAACCCUCUCGGGGACCAGGAGCCCAGAUAGGCGUUUUUCUGUCGAUACAGAUUACCGGAUCAGCUCCGUUGCCUCGGACUGCAGCAGUGAAGGCAGCAUGAGCUGUAGCAGCAGUGACUCUUACAUUGGAUACAACGAACGCUCUUACAUAAACUCACCAGACCCGCUGCUAGAGGAGAACCUCAGGUGUCACCAUCACCCCCCUCCUCCUCUUCCUCACCACAAUCACCUUCAUUCACAGCAUUUUGGCCACAACUAUCAUGAUGCCUUAGCCCGGGUUCAAAGUUUUGGGCAUGAGGAGCCCAAAUCUCAUCACAAGCCAUCCAUUCCCUACCUCCCUCCUCACCUGCAGCACCCGGUGGUGGGGGCCCGAUCUAGUUGCCCAACCGACUACCCUGGACCGCAGAAUCACCAGCACUCCCAGACCAGGGCCUUGGUUUCAACUCGUAUUGACAGCCAUUCUGACUCGCGACUUUACCACAACUCCCCUCGGCGGCAAAGGAAGCCCUAUCCUGGCCAGGAGCACUCUGGGAGUUGGGACAGCCUGAAUUACGGGAUGGAUGCUUAUGGCUACCACCAAGGCUACUCUUUACCCAGUAAACCCACGCAGCCUUGUUACGAGCAGUUCGCAUUCCAAAGCUUGCCUGAGAACCGGGAUCAGUCCUGGAGGAUGCCCUGGGGACGCAGCAUGCCCCAGCAGGACCCCCCAAAUCCUUCAAGGUAUCAGGAUAUCCGGGAGAAGGUCUUUCUGAACCUUUGCAAUAUCUUCCCACCCGACGUGGUGCAGAUGGUAAUGAACAGGAGUCCUCACAUGACGGAUGCUCAGCAGCUGGCUGCUGCCAUUCUUGCGGAAAAGUCCCAACAAGGUUACUGAAUGGGGAACGUGAUCCUCGUUUUAUAUCUUCAGCACCAGUGUUGAGUGAGGUCUGCUACAGUAGCAUUUUGUAUUAUUAUUUUUAACUCUGUAAUGUGGUUAUGUUACAAGCAGCAACAUACUUUGAAACCUGCAUCAAUAGAAAGGGGUCCAUCCCAAAAUAAGUAUCAGAAAUACCACACGUUUCUGUUGAAUAUAAAAUGCAGUAGUUUGGAUUUUUUAAAUCUAAAUUUAAAUCAAACAGCUCAAUAAAUUGCUUACUACCUACACUAACAUGGCCAUGCAAUAUUUGAAGCACAAUUGUAUUCUGAAAUGUACAGAAAAAAUAAUAAUUUCACCCAGCAAUGGACUCCUUCCUUAAUUAGCCAUAUUAUACAGGCUUCACUUUAUAAAAACUUAGAGGGUUUUAUUGUACUUUUCUGGUGUCUGUAAAACAAAUGAAAUGCAUUUAUUUUUUCUUUUUUUUUAACACAAAGAAAUUUGCAAAAAUGUAACUUGGUUUGUUGUUGAGGUAUUGUUCUUUUUAUGGCACUUUUCAUUCUUGUUUGUUAUAUUGUAUAAGAAGUGUUUUGAAAACUGUUGGCAGUCGGGUCUAAGGAAACUCAAUCUGCUUGUUUCAGGGUAAAGGCAAGAAGAUUAAAUAAGAGAGCGGUAUUAUUCAUUGUGUUUUAGUCUGGGUGUUUCAGGGCUACUUUUAAAGAGAUGCUGCAUUGAUACAGCUCCUUAUUCCAUGAGCCCUAAAGUCAUUCUAGUCAGCAGAGUUUUAUCAGGCUGAUUGCCAGCUUUUGGUAACUGCAAUAAUAUACUGUACUACUUAUUUAUUUUGAAGGUUUUAAUAAGACCUAUUUCUGUUAUUGUAUUCCUAUCAUGUGCUCAGUAUCCCAGCUAAAGUGAGAACACAUUCCUAAGUUUUCCCAACAGGUAGUGUUUCCUUUACGUGAUUGUGUGCUUAUUCUGUAUUUAUGUUUUGUGGUAUAACAGUGUUGUGCACGUUAUGAGAUUGUAUCUUUUAACUUGAGCAGACACCAUUGCAAUCAUAAAAGGAUGCUUCACGAGGAUAUGCAAAGUAGCUCUUGAUAAUGCACUGUAGUGUACAAUUAAUGCUAUUUUAUUUACUGAAAUUAAUAACUUAUUUUUUAUUUAAUGUUUCCUGUAAGUUAAUGCAAGUUUGUUAUAAAGUUAGUUGCAGAGCUGUUUUGUUAGUAGGAGGUCUGAAUCUUUCCACAAAUUUAGUAAAGGAACAGCCUAAAUGUUUGUGUACCUUAGUUUUAGUAAGGGAUGUUUCUGGCAUGUUGUUAAUGGGUUUUUGCUAGCUGCUAUUGCAGCUGAUUCUUUUCUGUAGCAAGGCUGACUUGCACAUUAUUUUUGCUAGAUCAGCGAUAACCAAAAUUAUUGUCUGCAGGUCAGUGUCUACAAAGCACUAUACAGGAUUUUAAUCACUCUAGCGCUUCAUUGUUUGGGAUAUUACACUUUAUCCAUCUUUUAAAGGGACAUUCCCACUUCAAAGGAGGGGUAGGAACUAAACUAAUGAUUGCUUGACUACCACAUUUAGCUUCUUUUCAAUUCUUGUUCAUGUUUAAUUAGUUCUUCAGUUAACACUGUAAAAUAUAUUUUAUAAAAACAGCUAAUCUCUUGGCAUGCUGGUUUAGUUUGUUGACUCUCCAUCCGAGGUGGGUCUUUGCCAGCUCCGUUUCUGGAGAUGACGAGGUUCAUCCAGGAUAUGCAGCACCAAGUAUGUCUGGGUUACACUGGGGCAGACAUCCAUUAAAAGCAUAUUCUACUCCA